Pan troglodytes (chimpanzee) is the source of this 2632-nucleotide messenger RNA. RefSeq names its product inhibitor of nuclear factor kappa B kinase regulatory subunit gamma (gene IKBKG). NCBI's taxonomy places the organism in Eukaryota, Metazoa, Chordata, Mammalia, Primates, Hominidae. The coding region runs from base 791 to 2047 and encodes 418 amino acids. Gene Ontology annotation, biological process: positive regulation of canonical NF-kappaB signal transduction. The record is from RefSeq and is a predicted model, not a curated record. Gene Ontology annotation, cellular component: IkappaB kinase complex; cytoplasm; nucleus. The transcript has 10 exons. Gene Ontology annotation, molecular function: K63-linked polyubiquitin modification-dependent protein binding.
AUUGGGCAGUCUCUUCUUGAUUCCUCCCCCGGAGAGGGCGGGGCGGCCGAGCGCCCCGAGGCUAGACGCCGCCGUCCGAGAGACGAGGGGGCGUGUAGGCGGUGACGCCCUGCAAAGUGGCCGGCGUGCUUAUCAUUACCGAGCUUCCGCGGGCCUGCAGAGCCUGGCGGACUCAGACUUCUCUCCGGAGCGGGAUGCGGCCCUACCGCGACCUCACACUUCUCGCCGGCUUCCCGUGUUCCCGGGGCGGGGCUUGUGUUUUUACUUCCGGAUCCCAAAGCUAUGACACCGGAAGCCGGAAGCGGGGAUUUCGACAGCGGAGUAGGGAAGGGCGACCGCGAAACUGGGACUUUCUCGGAGCGCCGGGGCCCUACCAGCGUUCACAGUCCGCCGCUCCCACCCUUCUCACGCCUGACGGACUCUGCUGACAGGUGUGGUCCUUUUCCCCAAAGACAGGGUUCCAUCCGUGGGCGUUCCGCCGCCUCCGAAACUUCCCCCGGACGUUCAGGCUCCCCCCUCUUUUUUGGGCCCCAGCCCGUUCCUGCUGCGCGCUUCUGGAGCACUGGCCAAGGCGGGCCGAUUCAGGACCCAGGUUACUUGGGCGGCGAGCUGGACUGUUUCUACUCCUCCCUCCUCCUCCACUGCGGGGUCUGACCCUACUCCUUGUGUGAGGACUCCUCUAGUUCAGAGACAUAUUCUGUUCACCAAACUUGACUGCGUUCUAUCGAGGUCGUUAAAUUCUUCGGAAAUGCCUCACAUAUAGUUUGGCAGCUAGCCCUUGCCCUGUUGGAUGAAUAGGCACCUCUGGAAGAGCCAACUGUGUGAGAUGGUGCAGCCCAGUGGUGGCCCGGCAGCAGAUCAGGACGUACUGGGCGAAGAGUCUCCUCUGGGGAAGCCAGCCAUGCUGCACCUGCCUUCAGAACAGGGCGCUCCUGAGACCCUCCAGCGCUGCCUGGAGGAGAAUCAAGAGCUCCGAGAUGCCAUCCGGCAGAGCAACCAGAUGCUGCGGGAGCGCUGCGAGGAGCUUCUGCAUUUCCAAGCCAGCCAGAGGGAGGAGAAGGAGUUUCUCAUGUGCAAGUUCCAGGAGGCCAGGAAACUGGUGGAGAGACUCAGCCUGGAGAAGCUCGACCUGAAGAGGCAGAAGGAGCAGGCUCUGCGGGAGGUGGAGCACCUGAAGAGAUGCCAGCAGAUGGCUGAGGACAAGGCCUCUGUGAAAGCCCAGGUGACGUCCUUGCUCGGGGAGCUGCAGGAGAGCCAGAGUCGCUUGGAGGCUGCCACUAAGGAAUGCCAGGCUCUGGAGGGUCGGGCCCGGGCGGCCAGCGAGCAGGCGCGGCAGCUGGAGAGUGAGCGCGAGGCGCUGCAGCAGCAGCACAGCGUGCAGGUGGACCAGCUGCGCAUGCAGGGCCAGAGCGUGGAGGCCGCGCUCCGCAUGGAGCGCCAGGCCGCCUCGGAGGAGAAGAGGAAGCUGGCCCAGUUGCAGGUGGCCUAUCACCAGCUCUUCCAAGAAUACGACAACCACAUCAAGAGCAGCGUGGUGGGCAGUGAGCGGAAGCGAGGAAUGCAGCUGGAAGAUCUCAAACAGCAGCUCCAGCAGGCCGAGGAGGCCCUGGUGGCCAAACAGGAGGUGAUCGAUAAGCUGAAGGAGGAGGCCGAGCAGCACAAGAUUGUGAUGGAGACCGUUCCGGUGCUGAAGGCCCAGGCGGAUAUCUACAAGGCGGACUUCCAGGCUGAGAGGCAGGCCCGGGAGAAGCUGGCUGAGAAGAAGGAGCUCCUGCAGGAGCAGCUGGAGCAGCUGCAGAGGGAGUACAGCAAACUGAAGGCCAGCUGUCAGGAGUCGGCCAGGAUCGAGGACAUGAGGAAGCGGCAUGUCGAGGUCUCCCAGGCCCCCUUGCCCCCCGCCCCUGCCUACCUCUCCUCUCCCCUGGCCCUGCCCAGCCAGAGGAGGAGCCCCCCCGAGGAGCCACCUGACUUCUGCUGUCCCAAGUGCCAGUAUCAGGCCCCUGAUAUGGACACCCUGCAGAUACAUGUCAUGGAGUGCAUUGAGUAGGGCCGGCCAGUGCAAGGCCACUGCCUGCCGAGGACGUGCCCGGGACCGUGCAGUCUGCGCUUUCCUCUCCCGCCUGCCUAGCCCAGGAUGAAGGGCUGGGUGGCCACAACUGGGAUGCCACCUGGAGCCCCACCCAGGAGCUGGGCGCGGCGCCUUACGCUUCAGCUGUUGAUCCGCUCGUCCCCUCUUUUGGGGUAGAUGCGGCCCCGAUCAGGCCUGACUCGCUGCUCUUUUUGUUCCCUUCUGUCUGCUCGAACCACUUGCCUCGGGCUAAUCCCUCCCUCUUCCUCCACCCGGCACUGGGGAAGUCAAGAAUGGGGCCUGGGGCUCUCAGGGAGAACUGCUUCCCCUGGCAGAGCUGGGUGGCAGCUCUUCCUCCCACCGGACACCGACCCGCCCACCGCUGUGCCCUGGGAGUGCUGCCCUCUUACCAUGCACACGGGUGCUCUCCUUUUGGGCUGCAUGCUAUUCCAUUUUGCAGCCAGACCGAUGUGUAUUUAACCAGUCACUAUUGAUGGACAUUUGGGUUGUUUCCCAUCUUUUUGUUACCAUAAAUAAUGGCAUAGUAAAAAUCCUUGUGCAUUA